AUGAAUAAAUUUUUAAUUACAUUAGCAAGAAUACCAAAAUGUCAACCAAGAUUUGGAUUUGCAGAUGUCUUGAAAGACAAAGAUAAAGGAGAUGAAAAAGUAUAUUUCACAAAAGAAGAUUAGAAGUUAAUGUCAAAAUUACUUAAGAAAAUGAAAGAAAAUAAUGAAAAGCCAAAAUCAUCAGGAAGUAAUGAUAAAGAAGACAAGGAGGACUUGCAAAAAAUAUUUUCCAGAUAUAAGAUUAAUUACACUGAUGCAUUGAUUGAGGAAGUCUUAAAUUGGAAGAGAGGAGAUUGAUAUAUGAUAAAUAUAUAAAAUAUAAAGAACAAUCAUAAACAUUAUGAAUGUAUAUACAUAUUGACAACUCAUA
Messenger RNA from Paramecium tetraurelia, 370 nucleotides. RefSeq lists its product as uncharacterized. Lineage: Eukaryota; Ciliophora; Oligohymenophorea; Peniculida; Parameciidae. The record is from RefSeq and is a predicted model, not a curated record. The transcript has 3 exons.